Molecule: messenger RNA, 264 nt
Organism: Cavenderia fasciculata
Lineage: Eukaryota; Evosea; Eumycetozoa; Acytosteliales; Cavenderiaceae
Gene: timm10
Product: mitochondrial import inner membrane translocase subunit 10
Exons: 2
Coding region: 1-264 (87 amino acids)
Biological process (GO): protein insertion into mitochondrial inner membrane
Cellular component (GO): mitochondrial inner membrane
Source: RefSeq, a predicted model, not a curated record
AUGGAUGAUUUUGAAGCUAGAGUAAUUGAAAUCAAGUUUUAUGCCAACUUUUUACAAAAAGCAUGUGCAUCAAAGUGUGUUAUGAAAUAUAGUGACAGUGAAUUGGCUGUUGGUGAAUCAUUGUGUGCCGAGAGAUGCACUGAAAAGUGGAUGGAAACCUUUAAAAAAGUACACUCAAAGAUGAAUGCUGGUGCUAUCGCUGCUGCAUCUGCUGCACAACAACAAGAACAAGCCAAACCACAACAAAAGAAGGGUUGGUUCUAA